GAACUUCUCUCACUAAAAACCCCUUCUGAAAAAGCCGGGAAACAACUCCAACUUAGGAAUUUUCUUCUUGGGUUUUGUUCCCAAUCUCCAUUUAUGUUUUUUAGUAGUAACUUUUCUUAUCCCCUCUCCGCCCUCCAAUAAAAUAAAAUAAAACAUUAUUAAUAAAUAAAAAGAAAAUUGGAUUUUGGGUUUUUGAGUAAAAAUCAUUAGGAGUACUAACAAACAGAAAAACAGGGAUCAGCUGGCGGCUUGUAGUAUGUGUACUAGGCUGAAGGACGAUUUUGGUUCAUGAUGAUUACCAUCUGGUUGUAGUUUUUUCUCAGUUGGACUCUAUUUCACGAAAAAGUCAAGUACUUUUUUGGUGGAGUUUUUUUUCAUUUCUUCUUUUUUUUUUUAUUUAUACUGUUUUUUAAUUCAUUAAUAAAUAAUGAAUAUAAUAGUAUUAUCAGUAAUUAAAUAGUGACUUUUGUCGUUUUUUCUACCUUAAUUACUUGUUUAAUAGCACCAUAAUAAUAAUUUUAUAUUGUUGAGGCAUGAAAUAAUUGAGGUGGGGUAGAGGUUAUCAGAAUUUUCCUUGUAGGAAGUCUAUUUUGGAUGUAUUUAAUCUUGGAGCAUUGACCCACUUGAGCUAGGGAGAGAGAGAGAGAGAGAGAAAGUACUUAGUCAGGCAAAGGCAUAUAUGGAAACUAAGAAACGAUGUGAAGAAGAAGAAUAUGGUAUCAUCAUCAUCUUCAUGUGAACAAUCUUGUACAGUAGUACUUACUAUAUAGUACUAUGAAGAGAAGAAGUAUAGAAGCGGAAGCAACUUAAGUAGUUGAGAAGAAUUGUGGAAUAUUCAUACAUAAGAUGGUCUCAUCAGCUGGGUUUUGCUACUCAGAUGUUUCACCAAAUAACAAUAAUAUUCCGAGUAGUACUACAGCUCCAAACCAUAUUCAACCUCAGUUCACCAACAACCACCAGAUCCAAGAGUUUCAUCACCACUCCAACCCUGCAGAGAUCUUCAAUUUGACAACAGGCAUGGAGAUGAUUGGCUUUUCCAAGACUAGUAAUAACCAAAGUUUCAGUACUAUUUCCAAGGCAGCAGCCGGUCCAUCAUCUUCCAAGACCAUGGAUGAGUCCACCAAUACCAACCAUCAUGAUCAAAAUCAAGAUCAUGAUCAUCAUCACCAUCAAUUCUAUGAUCAUUUCACGACUGGGAUUUCAGAAACAAGUUGCGAGAAUCUAAUGGUUGGACCAGAUCAUGAUCAUCAGCAGCAGCCUUGGCAAGAGAAUAGGUUCCUGGUUGAUGAUUCUUCUUUGAGAUGUGUUUUUCCUUGUGAAGGAAAUGAGAGGCCAAGCCAAGGCUUAUCACUCUCCUUAAGCUCAGCCAAUCCUUCUAGUAUUGGACUACAAAGUUUUGAAUUGAGACAAACGAACCAUCAUCAUCAACAACAUCAAGAUCAUCAUGAUGAUGAUCAUAUGAGGUUCCUUAGUACUUCAUCUCGAGAUGGGUAUUUUGGGAAAGUGGCAAAUAUGCAAACCACCCAACAAAUGAAUAUGAAUCACAAUCAAGAUGGGUUUUUGGGUGGUAAUAAAGCUGUCAAUUUUCAUCAUCAAGUACAGUUUCAACUGAAAAACUCAAAGUACUUGAACCCUACUCGAGAGCUUCUGAACGAGUUUUGUAGCCUUGGAACUAAGCAAACAGAUUUGAUAACGAAGCAAAAAUCUCAAAAGCUGAGUAAACAGACAUCAUGGGACGAUCAGACUGCUGAUAAUAAUGGCGCCAGUUCUUCCAAAAAUAAAUCCCUUUACUCCCUUGAAUUCAUGGAAUUGCAAAAGAGAAAAACCAAGCUGCUUUCAAUGUUGGAAGAGGUUGAGAGAAGAUACAAGCACUAUUGCGACCAAAUGAAGGCAGUCGUGUCAUCUUUUGAGGCUGUGGCUGGGGCUGGAGCGGCAACCGUGUACUCCGCCCUAGCUUCGAAAGCCAUGUCAAGGCACUUCAGGUGCCUCAAAGAUGGAAUAGUGAAUCAGAUUCAGGCCACAAGGAAGGCAAUGGGGGAAAAGGAUGCUACUGGGGGCGCACCGGGCACUACCAGAGGUGAGACACCAAGGCUUAGGCUUCUUGACCAAACCUUAAGACAACAAAGGGCUUUUCAGCAGAUGACUAUGAUGGAGAGCCAUCCAUGGCGCCCUCAACGAGGUCUUCCUGAACGUUCCGUCUCUGUCCUCCGAGCGUGGCUCUUCGAACAUUUUUUACACCCGUACCCAAGUGAUGUUGAUAAAGUUAUCUUAGCUCGCCAAACAGGCCUUUCAAGAAGCCAGGUAUCAAAUUGGUUCAUUAACGCAAGAGUGAGACUGUGGAAGCCAAUGGUGGAAGAAAUGUACUUAGAAGAGACAAAGGAGAGAGAAUUAGCCAAUAUGGGAGCCUCAUCAUCAUCACCUGAUCAUGAUCAAUUGGAUAAUAUUCUGGGCGACCCGAUACGACUAUCGGGUCGGAGUAACCCACCCGACACAGAACAGAAACCAACCCACGACCAACUUCUCCGCAUUGACUCGGAAUGUCUCUCUUCUAUAGUCAUAAAUCCAGAAAAAUCUCCACACCACGGGCACAACAACAUGAUCCAUCAAAUACGACACCAAAACUUUGGUGGUGGUAGUCGUUUUGGGGAAGUAGUGUCGUUCGGGUCAUCAUCCUCACAGCAGGAGCUUGACUUUUCUUCGUAUAACAAUAAUAAUAAUAAUCAACAACAACAAAGGAAUGGUGGUGGGUCAGUUUUAUACUCUAAUCAUGAUCAUCAGAACCCUAGUAAUGUGGCCGGAUUCAAUAAUGGAGGAGGAGUGUCUUUAACAUUAGGGCUACAGCAACAUGCAGGAGGAGGAGGAGGAGGUGGUCAUGGUGGUGGAGUUAGCUUAGCCUUUUCUCAUCCGGGUUCGCAAAGCUCUGUAUUUUACUCUUCAAGAGAUCAUAACAUUGAUGAUGAUCAGUGCCAACAAGGGGUUGUUCAGUACUCGCUCUUAGACGGAGAAGGUCAGAAUUUGCCUUACAGGAAUUUGAUGGGGGCACAGUUGCUCCACGAUUUGGCAUGAUUAUUAUUACUAUCUCUCAUGACAUAUAAUAUAUGCUGGUGAUGAUUUAUUUAGAUAUUUAAAAUCAUCUUCUUCAUCUUUUUUUUUUAUUAGGUACAUCAUCUUUCUAUAUAAAAUAUAGUCAAAAUAUACUUUCAUAUAAUUAUAUAUAUAUCUAGAUACUUACGUACAUACAAGGUAUACUGGGGGUUCAAUUACUAGACAUAUGAACAUGAUAAUAUAUGUAUAUGAUCAUGUUCAAUUUUCUUUUGGCUAGCUAGCUAGUAAUUUUGGUACAAUAUUUAUCUAUUUAUCUGUUUUUAUAUA
Molecule: messenger RNA, 3372 nt
Organism: Cannabis sativa
Lineage: Eukaryota; Viridiplantae; Streptophyta; Magnoliopsida; Rosales; Cannabaceae
Product: homeobox protein BEL1 homolog
Exons: 6
Coding region: 847-3066 (739 amino acids)
Biological process (GO): regulation of transcription by RNA polymerase II
Molecular function (GO): DNA-binding transcription factor activity, RNA polymerase II-specific; RNA polymerase II cis-regulatory region sequence-specific DNA binding
Source: RefSeq, a predicted model, not a curated record